This is a messenger RNA of Loa loa (African eye worm), 531 nucleotides long. RefSeq lists its product as hypothetical. The transcript has 4 exons. The record is from RefSeq and is a predicted model, not a curated record. Lineage: Eukaryota; Metazoa; Nematoda; Chromadorea; Rhabditida; Onchocercidae. The coding region runs from base 7 to 408 and encodes 133 amino acids.
GGGAAAAUGCUGAUUAAGCCGAUCCAUGUUUGGCUUUCUUAUUUAAUAUUCGCACUGAACAAUAUGGUGAGUGGUCAGCUACAUAAUCCAUUAUCGCAUUAUAUCGAGGGACGUCUCGGCAACAGAAAAAUUUGGUGGUGUCCAUCAGGAUACGGAUAUUUGGCUUAUUGUCCACAACCAACCGACUGGGACAGCUACAACUGGUGUUGCACGUGGCCAUAUUUAGGCUCGUGGAAACCGUCCUGCUGUCCAUUUGCUGUCCCAACCGGUGCAUUAAUUGCUAUUAUCAUCGCUUCCAUUGUUUUAGUAGCCUUGCUCAUUUUCCUAUCCUGUUGGUGUUGCUUUUGCUGUCCACUAUAUAAACAACUAUAUGAUACCGAUGAGAAGGAUUAUGAUGCAAGGCGCUGAUAGCAGAACUAUAAGCUGCAAUUUCAAGAUAAUUACAGUGAUAUUUCAAGAUUAUUACAGUGCCUUCAUUUUCCAUCAUACCUACCACCAUAUUCGAAUUUUGCCGACCUAUUUCAUAUUUCG